AUGAGCUCCAACCCCGAUAUCUCCUUGACAUGGUCUGCGGUCCUCAAGGUAGCAUCUUCGAGCAGUAGAUCCCUUCCCGGUGACAAAAUACGCCUCCCUCAAUCUGCGUUAGAGCAACUUCUCGCUGCAUCGACCCUGACUGUGCCUUCGACGCGGCCUUCAAAUAUCAAUUUUGACCCUUUCAAUCCAUACUCUCUUGCGGCAGCGCGAGCUGAGCAUUCGCAGUGGCGCGACACACAACAGCAACUCCCUCAUCCACUGACAUUCCGACUGGUCAAUGCGGCGAAUGGAAAUAUCGUUUACGCGGGCAUAAGAGAGUUUUCAGCAGAGGAAGGAGAAGUUGAACUCAGCCCGUUUCUUUGCACGGCGCUUGGGAUUGCCGCCCCCGAAACGACACCAAAGAUUGUAUCGAGUCACUCAAGCGAAGCAGGAACACCGUCGCAACCGGUAGACUUGACCGACGAUGAAGCUAUACGAAUAACGGUGCAUGCAAAGCAGUUACCAAGGGGAACAUAUGUGAGACUUCGACCACUCGAAGCUGGCUAUAAUCCGGAAGAUUGGAAAUCAUUGCUGGAGAGACAUAUGCGGGAAAGCUAUACGACUCUGACAAAUGGAGAAAUUCUUACUGUUCGAGGCUCGAAAUCGGAAGAGUUUCGCUUUCUGAUUGACAAAUUCGAGCCCAACGGAGAUGGCAUAUGUGUUGUUGAUACAGAUUUGGAGGUGGACAUUGAGGCCUUGAAUGAAGAACAGGCGCGGGAAACACUCAAACAGAUAAUGACAAAAGCACAGACUGCUCCAGGGUCCGCUGAAGGAAGUUCUAUCGGGGGCGACAUCGACAUUUGGGAUGCCGCUACGGGACGGAUAAUUGACGGAGACGAUGUGGACUUUCGAUUACCUUCAUGGAAUCGAUCAUUACCCAUCACCGUCGAAGUGACUGUUGAUGACGGUGAAAGUGUGGACAUGUUUCUGAGUCCGUACUCGACCCGCCAGCGAGCCAAGCCUCGAGAAGACGAGCACAUAUUUGGUGACUUCAGUGGAGAUGCUAUUAAGUCAGUUACUCUUCAGCCAUCGAACGUCAUCCUAGAAGAUGCGGAAGCUCUUCUGUUUUCACUGCAUGCGAGGCCCACUGCCGUGGGACAAACACCAGCAGUCCACCAAUACUCAUUGCGCGUAAGCCAGACUGCGAAUGCAGACACAGUUUCAUCUUCUGAGAAUCCUAUCAUCAUUGACCAAGACGAGGAGAUGCGAAAUCCUGAUGAGCAACAGUGCAAAAACUGCCGACAGUGGAUCCCAAGGAGAACCAUGAUGCUUCAUGAAAAUUUCUGUCUGCGGAACAACGUCUUGUGCCCUCACUGUUCGAAUGUUUUCCAGAAAAGAUCGCCAGAAUGGCAGGAUCAUUGGCAUUGCGAACACGAUUCAUCGCACGGUAACACACCAUCGAGCAAAUCCCGACAUGAUGAGGUCCAUCACACACCUCGGGCAUGUCCAAACUGCGAAUACGAAGCCCCGAAUUUGAAGGAUCUUGCGUCUCACCGGACCUCUACAUGUCCCGGAAAGUUGAUCCUCUGCCAGUUUUGUCAUCUGGAGGUUCCUCAGGAGGGUGACCCUUUCAAUCCUUCCUCGGAAUCCCUGAUAUCUGGGCUCAGUGCACAUGAGCUGGCCGAUGGAGCUAGAACCACGGAGUGUCAUCUUUGCUCCAAGAUUGUACGUCUACGCGACAUGGCGACUCACCUAAAACAUCACGAAAUGGAAAAGACUUCCAAAUUAAAGCCUGAAGUAUGCCGAAACGUCAAUUGUGCACGCACUCUCCAUGGAGUAGGAAAGAACGGUGAAAUAGGGGCUGGAAGUCGAAUGGGUCAAGGGCCGGGGAACGAUAUUGGUCUUUGCAGCAUAUGCUUCGGCCCGUUAUAUGUUAGCAUGUAUGAUCCCGAAGGCAAAGCAUUGAAACGACGAGUUGAGCGGAGAUAUCUUGCGCAGAUGAUAAAGGGGUGCGGAAAGUCCUGGUGUGAGAACUCGUACUGCAAGACUGCGAGAUCUAAAACAGAGGAAGGCAAGGAAUCACUCACCACACAGCAAGCUUUGCCCAUUGUGAAGCCCCUAAUGGAUAACUACAAUGACCAUUCGUCAUCCAUGUACUUUUGUGUUGAUGAUGGCACUCAGAAACGGAGGAAGUUUGCUGAGCUGAUGGCAGCUGAGAAGGUAUAUGAAUUAGAAUGGUGCAUUGCGGCACUCGAGGCGCAAACGGGGAAUUUAGACGCUGCUAGGCAAUGGCUGCAAAAUUGGGCGCCAGCAAUCCAGCAUUAG
Molecule: messenger RNA, 2304 nt
Organism: Glarea lozoyensis ATCC 20868
Lineage: Eukaryota; Fungi; Ascomycota; Leotiomycetes; Helotiales; Helotiaceae
Product: Cdc48 2-like protein
Exons: 1
Coding region: 1-2304 (767 amino acids)
Cellular component (GO): VCP-NPL4-UFD1 AAA ATPase complex
Molecular function (GO): polyubiquitin modification-dependent protein binding
Source: RefSeq, a predicted model, not a curated record